GAGAUUCUGCACUGAGGCUCUGGAUUUAUUUAUUAUGAUUGUUUAUAUUUAUAUGCUAAAUUCCCCCCUUAAGGCAAAGAGUGGAAAGCUGAGAUAAAAGGCAACUGGCAAAAUUGGUAGACAAAUAAAAAUCCAAAUUUAAGAUUUCAGACAAGGGAAGUACCAUCUUGUCAUCCCUAUUUUCUUUGCGUCACAGUUUUGAGUUAUUUUCUAUUUAUUUAAAGCACUUUUGAAAACUAUAACCACACUGCUUUCCCCUCAUCUGUCUGCUUUUGUCAAAUCAUAUUUUUUUAAAACACAAACAAUGUGAUUGAACCUUAAAGAGGUGUCUACACACACACACACACACGCCGAUGAAUCAAAGACGGCCUCUGCCGAUAAACACCGUCUACAAUCUUUUGCCAUCAGUGGUAAAAAAGUACCUAUGUACAUUUACUCAGGUACUCAACAUUCUCAAGCCCUCUGGCCCUUUACAACAGCGUCUGGCUGGUGCCUCUUGUGAUGUUACAGAAAUGAGUCAUUAGCCCCAAAGAUUCAGAACAGCUAAAGAGUGAUUUCCCCCUCUAAAUCUCUCGGACAGUUUUAUUCAAACGACAACACGUUUAAUAUCCUGCUCGUCCCCGUAAGGCAGACGCACCGCUCCACCUCGUGUGCUAUAGCUGCCACGGAGCGGGAGGCUCAGAUCCAAUUAGAGAGGGAGUGUCAUUUACAGAAACACCAGUACAAACAAGACAUUGGACAAUAAUAAAAAAAACACACUUCCCAAAUGACAAACUUGCUUCCAUUAAUUAUGAUGAAAAGCAACAGAAAGUAAACUGCCACAAGACGUCUGAUGCCGAGGAAACCGCAGCCUUCAGUCAGUGUGAUAAAGUGAUUUAAUAUCCACAGCGUCUGGGCCGUUCUGUUCAGCGGUGCCAGGAACAAUUACCGUCAUCAAUAAAUGAUAAACGCCAGAACAGAAAAGAGGCCAUUUCUCCGCUGAGGAGUUGAUGGAUACGGGACUUCCACUCCUCUGCUCUCAGUGAUAAGUGGAAAGGCAGAGGUUGAGACAUCGAAGGGGGAUAGAAAACUAAUUAAUUUGGGAUACUGAUCAAGAGGAAGUGCCGAUAGUGAUGGCUCCAGUCACAACAGCAUUAGAAUAAUGAUCGAUCACAGUGGCGGCAAAUUGGGGCUUUAAUUGCCAUUCAGCUAGCUUCAGCUUACAUGUUCGGAAACAAUACGCUGUUAAUUAAAGCUUUGAUAUUUAAGAUUAAGGGUUUUGCGACAGGGUUGAAGUGACACAACCAUGAUAAGUAAUAACAGCACCAGUGGCCUCUGAGCCACGUUUUAACCUCUAGUAUUAAGACUUAUGUUAAAACAUCACCAUGGACACAGUCACGCCAAAGCGAAGAAAAAAUUGCACAUUCGUCGACCGGCAGAUUAUGUGAGCCUUCGCAGACAAAUGUCAUUUCUGUUGAGCUGUGUCAUUUACAUUGGACUUGUUCGGAAAAUAUUGUUUUUUCCGAGUCGCUGGAUUCACUUUCCGUUUCUCCUGAAGCAGACGACACUACACAAUAACUAUUUCAGACUUGCUUGGUUGUGCGGUCGCAAGGUGCAAUCUGGCAUAAUGAUGGCUGUGCAGCUCACUUCUGCAAAAUAGUAUUCUCCAGUGAGGCGCAAGUCUACCCUGUCAUUGAAUAUAGAUAUGUGAGGAACCCAAGCAACUGCAAAAAAAAAAGAAAAGAAAAAGAAGUUAUGAUUUACUCGAAAAUCACAACAACAACAUAAAGUCAUUAAACACACAUCAGUGCAUGGCUAAACGGUGCUGCGUUGCCUCAGCAGUAAAUAAGGUACAGUAAUUGCUUUGAACUGGAGUUAGAAGAAAAGCGCAACAGUCAGAGCAACAGGUGAGGUGGAGCAAAUUGAUGCACAUUUAUCAGAUUGAGUGACUUUCAAAAAAGCAAACAAAAAAACCUGUAGAUGGGAAGGAGAUACAGUAUCUUACCAAACAUGGGUUUGUGUUUGUGUUUGUGUUCUCGUCACCAUAUGGCAUCAGCCAUUAUCUAUACCUCUUAUCCUUUGAUGGUCCAAUCCCAGCUGUCAUUGGCCGAGGGACGGUUUACUCCCAGGACAGGUUGCCAGCGUAUCGCAGGGGGAUAUUUGUGGUAUAUGUCAAAUGGUUUUAUCCGAGCCAAGUACCUGAGGUGAUGCUGCAGCAUAGCGAGAAAAAAGGCUGUAAUUUGUGUCACGGACAUGUGAGACGCCCGUCGCCACUUCUCCACCACCUACCUCAACUCUCGGUGAUGGGAGCAGCUGCCUUGAUUGGACCUUGGUGGAAGUGAGGGCAACUGUUGCUCCUGCAUGUGUCAUGUGAGCAGAUUGAAAACGAAAGUAAAUAUGCUGUGGUUCAACGAUUAUGACUUCUACUUCUUCCUCUACACAUACAGUGCAGGGUUCUCAAGAUCUCCAGUGGGUCUGAGAAGUUUGAGACAGGGAUUCAACAUAAAGGAUUCUGCCUUGUCACUGGAGUGUGUGAGUUAAUGAUGGUGAAUGAGCUGAAGACAAGCUGGUAGUGAAGGUGCUGGAUUUGUCCCCCCCUACGCCCCAAGCCGGACAAAGCAUGGCGGCGGGAGUAGCGGCAUGGCUCCCCUUCGCCCGGGCGGCAGCUAUUGGCUGGAUGCCCGUGGCCAAUUUGCCCAUGCCAGUGGCGCCCGCUGAGAAGAGCAAGCGGCAGGAUGAGCUAAUCAUUCUUAAUGUCAGCGGACGGCGCUUCCAGACCUGGAGGAACACGCUGGACCGCUACCCAGACACCCUGCUGGGCAGCUCGGAGAAGGAGUUCUUCUACAACGAGGAGACCAAAGAGUACUUCUUCGACCGGGACCCCGACGUUUUCCGCAGUGUGCUCAACUUCUACCGCACCGGCAAGCUCCACUACCCACGCUACGAGUGCAUCUCCUCUUAUGAUGAGGAGCUGUCGUUCUUUGGCAUCAUCCCAGAGAUAAUUGGCGACUGCUGCUACGAAGAGUACAAAGACAGGAGGCGGGAGAACGCAGAGCGUCUGAUGGAUGACCAGGAGGACAACAAGGACGCUAAGCUGCCCAACAUGACCUGCAGGGAGACCAUGUGGCGGGCCUUUGAGAACCCCCACACUUCCACCAUGGCCCUUGUCUUCUACUACGUCACUGGAUUCUUCAUUGCUAUCUCUGUCAUCACCAAUGUGGUGGAGACGGUCCCCUGCGGCCUGGUGCCCAACCAGAAGGAGGUUCCAUGUGGUGAGCGCUACACCGUGGCCUUUUUCUGCAUGGACACGGCCUGCGUGAUGAUCUUCACCGUGGAGUACCUGAUGCGCUUGUUCGCUGCGCCCAGCCGCUACCGCUUCAUGAGGUCCGUCAUGAGCAUCAUUGACGUGGUGGCCAUCUUGCCCUACUACAUUGGCCUGGUGAUGACUGACAAUGAGGACGUGAGCGGCGCCUUCGUGACACUCCGCGUUUUCCGCGUGUUCCGAAUCUUUAAGUUCUCCCGCCACUCGCAGGGCCUUCGCAUCCUGGGCUACACGCUGAAGAGCUGUGCCUCCGAGCUGGGCUUCCUGCUCUUCUCCCUCACUAUGGCCAUAAUUAUCUUUGCUACAGUUAUGUUCUACGCAGAGAAGGGUUCAAGCUCCAGCAAAUUCACCAGUAUCCCAGCCUCCUUUUGGUACACCAUUGUUACUAUGACAACGCUCGGGUAUGGAGACAUGGUUCCUAAGACGAUUGCAGGGAAGAUCUUUGGUUCCAUCUGCUCUCUGAGUGGGGUGCUGGUUAUCGCCCUGCCUGUCCCCGUCAUCGUGUCCAACUUUAGCCGCAUCUAUCACCAGAACCAGAGAGCAGACAAGCGGCGGGCGCAGAAAGUACAGAAAGCCCGCUUGGCCAGGAUACGAAUAGCCAAGACAGGAAGCUCCAAUGCCUUCCUCCACAGCAAGCGCAACGGCCUGUUCAACGAAGUUCUGGAGCUCACGCAACUUCCGUACAAGAUGAACCUUUCAGAUCAGAGUUCUGAGGAGGAGCAGCGGUUAAACAAGUCUACUUCUCUAUUAGAGAGCCAGCACCACCACCUGCUGCACUGUCUGGAGAAAACCACUAACCAUGAGUUUGUGGAUGAGCAGUAUUACCAGCAGAGCUACCUGGAGGCGGGGCUGCAGAAUUACCCAUCUCGAAGCCCCUCCCUCUCCAGCCAGGACGGCGUGACGGGCACCUGCUGCACCCGCCGGAGCAAGAAGCACCACACCCCUUUACCGAAUGCCAGUGGCCCAGCACACAUGCAGCCUUUGACGCACACGCACACGCACCAACAGGGUUUGCAGGAGCUCAGCACCAUCCACAUCCGGCCCCUCAGCACCAGCCGCUCCAGUCUGAACAUGCGCGUGGACGAACCAGCAUCCCUGAACUGCCAGAGCAACCAGAUCACCACAGCAAUCAUCAGCAUUCCCACGCCGCCAGUGACGACCCCCGAGGGCGACGCUCACCUGCCAGUGGGGCCCACCCACCAGAAUGUUGUGAAGGUGUCGGCACUGUGAAGACUCGAGUGCAGACGCGUCGUACAGAAAGACAGAUAAAGACUCACCGGGACAGAGUGAGGGACAAAGGGGGACUGCGAAUGAUGGGAGUAGAAAGCAUUCGGAGUCCUAGUCUAGCUGUGGUGGAGCCCGCCCCCUGCUGGUCAUGUACUCUAACGACAUGGACUCCCUGUACAGACGGGGGAUGGCUUUUAGAUACAGUAUACUCAUGUUAGUGGUCGGCAUGCAUGUGUGCGCGGAUGCGAGCGCGUGGGUGAAAGAGUGGGAAAUGUGUGUAAGGAGUCAUUUCAGAUGAGGAGGCGAGUGAGAGUGCGCCUCCAAAGUGUCGGAGAUGAGUUCCCAGAGUGAGUCACGUGUCACUGUGCACAAAGCACCUUUUUACGAUUUUUCCCUUCAGUUUGACACUUACGGUCUUUUUUUAGCAGGAGAAAUGUGGACAUGGGAAGCAAAAUCAAGCAAAUCAAAAUCUUUUUCUCCCCACUGAUUUCACCUUUCCCUUUUUGUUUGGUGUCAUCUUGGUCCUCUUCCCUAACAAUAGAUAAACAUGCCACCUCUCCUUCUGCGGUCCAAUGUUAUUCCACACGAGUGAAAAAUCUUGAAAAGGUGAAACAUGGUAGGUGUUUCUGUGAUGACGUCACCAACGAGUUUCCUAGUUGUGAAUGAGUGAAUGUGACUUUUUGCUAGAUAGAGGAUUUGUGACGUUUUGGAUAGGAUGUGUCCGUAUGUGUGUGUGUGUGUGUGUGUGUGUGUGUGUGUGUGUGUGUGUGUAUGCGUGUGCGCGUGCGCGUGCGCGUGUGGAUGUGUUGGUCUCGGUUGAUUGAAAAUGUGUGUUUCAAUUCUUCUGGAAGUCUCUAUGGCUCAGUUUAUGGCAUAUUUGACUAGCUGCCACUCUGAAGGGUUCAUUGUGCAUAUUUCUGUCAGAAACCCUCAGCUACAAGCCUUUUACACAACAUGUGCCUGUUUUGCCGGAGUUAAAAAGAGAUUUAUUUGUUUUCUUGUUUUUUUUCUGAAUUCCCCCGCCCCUGUUCUUUUCCCCUUUCGGCUCCUACAGCCUGACGGACCUCAAGUAACUCACUUCUCGACAAACAACCAAAAACAAAGGAAAAAAAAACAAACAUUUUAAUUCAAGCCGUCACAAUUAAAA
This is a messenger RNA of Scophthalmus maximus (turbot), 5675 nucleotides long. It is a transcript of the gene kcnd3, whose product is annotated as potassium voltage-gated channel, Shal-related subfamily, member 3. Gene Ontology annotation, molecular function: A-type (transient outward) potassium channel activity; protein binding. Gene Ontology annotation, cellular component: voltage-gated potassium channel complex; membrane; neuronal cell body. The coding region runs from base 2600 to 4531 and encodes 643 amino acids. Lineage: Eukaryota; Metazoa; Chordata; Actinopteri; Pleuronectiformes; Scophthalmidae. The transcript has 11 exons. The record is from RefSeq and is a predicted model, not a curated record. Gene Ontology annotation, biological process: potassium ion export across plasma membrane; protein homooligomerization.